GCAACUAACAAAUAAUUGCAGAAUUCUCAGCAUCUCUAAAAUCUGAUAGAACGUGUUUGAUGCUUUUCCUCUGAUUCUUCACUAAAAGCUCUGCUUUUAAAUGUUCUAUUCUAUUGCCCCACUUUAAGGUUGUGAGGUCUGAAUUCUCUCCCGCAGUUGAACGAUUUGAAGAUCAAACGAUUAUCUUUAUGAUUGAUUCUAUCCAUUCUUGAAGAAUCCCUAUCUGGGUAUUCUUCAAAUUGCUUGAAAAAGCUGCUUUUCAUAGCUUUAACUCUCAACUUUGAAUUCACCUUAGGGUUCGUCUCUCCUUGUUGGCCAUAAAAGUCAAGCUAUUUGCUGGAAAUAUUUGUUGGUCAUGACAAUCGAUGCUGUUUAUAACUAAUAGAUUUUGUUCUCAAGUUUGUGUUUCUUUGGAUAUAUUCUUGAGUAGUGUAAUCAAUAAUAACGGAUUCUUACUUUUGAGCGAAAUGUCUCUGUUUUUGCCUCAUUUCCUACUUAAAGUAGAUUGAAUUUCCAUUAAUGUUAUAGCCUUUCUGGAGUUGUAGUGCUUAUCCUUUCCAAAUAUUGGAAAUUGGAUGCUGCAGAUACGGACUUGUUUGACUGCAGAUAGUAAUCAUUUAAAGCAAUGACAGAAACAAUGGAUGACGGGGAGUUAGAGCGUUCAGAAAAUGUCAAUUUUUUAAAUUUCGAUUCAUCCAUCAUUCAGGGUUCUACAUCCGCUGAUUCAUUUCUUGAUGAUUUCUUUACAAACACCCGAACAUGCACCCACACCCACACUUGCAACCCACCAGGCCCUGAUGAGGCUCAUACACAUACAUGUUAUCACACUCACACCCAAGUUCUUGCAUCUGAAGAAGAUGAUCACCCGGACAUUAAAAACAGUACCAGCUCAAGACCAAGAAGGCCUUCCGGAAACAGAGAAGCAGUUCGGAAGUAUCGGGAGAAAAAGAAGGCUCAUACUGCUUAUCUUGAAGAGGAAGUCAGGAAAUUGCACCUAUUGAACCAACAACUGGUUAGAAAAUUACAAGGGCAAGCAAUUCUCGAAGCAGAGGUUUUGAGAUUGAGAGGUCUUUUGCUAGACCUUAGAGGAAAGAUUGAUAAUGAGUUGGGUGUAUUACCCUACCAAAAGCAGUGUAACAGCAAUAGUUUGUUCAAAGAAGGCGAUUGUGGGUUGCAAUCUGCUGAUGUGGAAAUCGGCCUACAAUGUCAGACUAAUUUACCAUGCUUUCAUCCACAUGCCGUGUCAUCAUCACAGGCAGGUGUUGGAAGAAGUGGGAAGAUGCUGAUAGCACGUGGAGAAAACUGUCAGCCUCCCCUUAUAGAUUGUCAAGCUGGCACAAAUGAGAUGGUGAGUGCUGAAGGACAAGCAAUGGAGACAAUGGAAACCUUGGUGUCACCUGCACCACAGGCAAAACAAGUAGCAGGUCAUUUGUAAGGCUGGCAGGCUGCCAUUGAAGAUUUCUUUUGUUAAAUCAAUGAGCUGGCCAACCUUUCCAGUGAGAAUGACUUUCGACCUCAUGUCAAAGGAGGUUUUUCCUACGAAAUAUCUAAUUUAUAGUCUAACUGUUCAUUGUGCAAUUGGAACAAGAAAAAGAAAACACUUCCUAUGUACAGUUUUCCCCUCCUAUAAUUGGAUUUUUAGGAAAUCUACACCAUCUUGUGUGGGUUGCUUCUAAUGGGCCAAACCUCUGAAGCAGACAUAGAUAUAAUCAGUGUUAUCUACUUCCAUGUCUUAUUGACAAGUACUGCAUUUCUUAUUUA
Molecule: messenger RNA, 1761 nt
Organism: Juglans microcarpa x Juglans regia
Lineage: Eukaryota; Viridiplantae; Streptophyta; Magnoliopsida; Fagales; Juglandaceae
Product: basic leucine zipper 23-like
Exons: 2
Coding region: 626-1435 (269 amino acids)
Biological process (GO): DNA-templated transcription; regulation of transcription by RNA polymerase II
Molecular function (GO): RNA polymerase II cis-regulatory region sequence-specific DNA binding; DNA-binding transcription factor activity, RNA polymerase II-specific
Source: RefSeq, a predicted model, not a curated record